AUGCUUUCUUUGUGUCUUCCUCGAUUAUUCAUUCAUUCAUUCAUUCAUUCAUUCAUUCAUUCAUUCAUUCAUUCUUUCUUUCUUUCUUUCUUUCUUUUCUUUUCUGCUUAUUUCUCUGACUUUCUUUUUGUUUUUUAUUUCUUUUCUCUUUUUCAUUUUUUAUUAAAUUUUCUUGAUUUCAUUCUUUCUUGUAUGCUUCUUUUUUCUUUUUCUUUCUUUUUUAUUCAUGUUUUUUUCGAUUAUCUCCCUUACUUUUUUCACCGCUCUUCUCUUUCUUCUCCUUUGCUCUGUCAUUCAUUGAAGCAUUUUUUUUCUUAUUGUCGUCUAUCCUUUCUUUUUAAUUCUUUCUGUUUCUUUACAUUUUACAUCUUUCUUCAAUUUCCUUUUGUGUUUCUCUGUUCUGUUUCCCCCCCUCUCUAUGACUUAAAAAAAUCUUUUCUCACUGUUUUCUUUUUUAUUUUUUCUUCCCCUCUUUUUUCGUCUUCAUUAUUUUCCUUUUCCCGUUUUUCAUUUCUCUCGUUUUUUUUUGUUUUCCUUUUUUUCCAUUUGCGUCUUUUUUUUGUUGUCUCAAAACUGUCCUUUUAUUUUUCGUUCUCAUUUUGGUUUUCUUUGUUUUCCCUCUUUAUUCUUUUUUUUUUCUUUCCUCUUCUCUUAUAUUUACCACGCUCACUUUUCUUUCCUCUUCUCUUAUAUUUACCAUUCUGGCUUCUUUAG
Messenger RNA from Acanthosepion pharaonis, 714 nucleotides. The record is from the annotation of a GenBank genome assembly. Lineage: Eukaryota; Metazoa; Mollusca; Cephalopoda; Sepiida; Sepiidae.